AUGGCCUCUUCCUCUUCUUCUCCCCCGUCUCUUUCUCUGUCUCACAUCUCAACUCAGUCAUCCUCUGCGGCUCUCGACGACAAUUCCGAGGACGCCUGCAGCAUAUGUCUUGAGCCCUUCAGUACCCAUGACCCCGCCGCCAUGAAACUUGUGUGUGAUGAAGUCUUAGGUUUAGAAGAUUGGUCGCAGAGAAGCAAAGAAUGCCCAAUAUGUUGGCAGUUACUUGUCUUGAAAGACAAUGCCAGCCAAGAGCUUCUAAAUGCAGUGGAGGCUGAAAAACACUUAAGCUCAAGAACUGUACACUCACAUGCAUUCACCAAUUAUCAUAGCUUCCUUGAACGGCUUAACAAUGAUCAUGAUGAUUUAGACGAGUCUAAUUUUGAUGAACAACUUGUGCAGCAUGUAGUUGCUGCUUCAAGUAGAGCUCGUUUUAUCUGCAGACGUGAAACGCAGAGAUCCUCUGGAGCAGGUCCUUCAGAGGUUAUUGCUUUUAACUCUCCUAAGCAUGCAUCAGGGAUGCAACCUGCACUUACAACUUCACCCUCUGGAGGUAGUUCACCAACCCCUGGUGUACCUUUUGCUGCUCACAAUCAACUUCCAACAUCUGCCUUUUCCUCUAUUGGCAUGGUUACAACAAAUACUUCUGAGAAUGACAUGCCUUCCAAACCUAGAGUUAUCUAUAGCCAGCCAUCACCUGAAAGUGCGAGGAGACUAAAGACUUCUGAGAUGUUUUCCAUCCCCGAGUCCGUCAAAUCCAAACUUUCUGCUGCUUCAGCCAGAUGCAAAGAAUCAAUUUCCAAAAAUACUCGUGGUUUUAAAGAGAAGUUGAUUGCACGUAAUGCCUCAGUUAAAGAACUGAGUAAAGGUGUUCAGCGUGAGAUGAAAGCAGGCAUGGCCGGUGUAGGACGAAUGUUUGAACGCCUUGAUCUUACCUCAAAACGGUCCUCAUCUCCUGCCAACACUAUCUGCUCUGGGGGAACUUCAGGUCUGCCUAUAAAAGAGAAGUCUGUUCGAGAGAGUAGAGUUUUGGUUGUGGAUGCUACUUCAAAUGCUUCCUCGAUCAAUUACAGUAUAGUUGCUGUUGGAGUGGAAAUUCCUGUUUCAUUGUGGACAUCAUGCUGUGCAUACAUAGCUCGGAUGGGAAAAUCUACCAUGUUGUCUUCACUAGUGCAGGAAGGGAUAUGGAAUGCAAGAGACGACUUGAUAACCAAUGUGGCUGUUGGUAUGCGUCCUGCAUUUGGUCAAUAA
Molecule: messenger RNA, 1248 nt
Organism: Sphenostylis stenocarpa
Lineage: Eukaryota; Viridiplantae; Streptophyta; Magnoliopsida; Fabales; Fabaceae
Source: the annotation of a GenBank genome assembly